AUGCUUUUCACCAACUCAGCCGCCGUGCUCGCCCUGGUUGGCCUCGCCGCCGCGGCCCCCGCCAAGCAGGAGCCCAGAAUGCUCUCUCACGAUGACGUCCUCCUGCCCCGUGCCGAUGGUGGCUAUGACGUGAUGAAGGACUGGGAGUGGACCGACAUUGAGCGCCGCAUGGAGAAGCAGGCCCGCGAGCGCGCCGAGGAGGAGAAGCGCGCCGCGCUGGCCGGCGAGACCGUUCCCGCCGGUGCCAGCGUCGGGUACGCGUCCAACCUCGAGCGCCGCUGCGACGAGACCACCGAGGUGCAGGUCCUCACCGACACCACAUUCACCAACUGGGACGUCGCCAUGUCUCCCGUCAUCGGUGCCACUGGUGGCCAGGCCUCCGUCGCCGUCACCAAGGGCUACUCCAUCGCCAACUCCAUCACUGUGGGCGGCGGCGCCGAAUACACGGUCCAGAAGGACAUCUUCUCUGUCAGCAUGAAGGUCGACUACUCGCACUCCUGGACCACCUCGGACACGCAGACCUUCACCUACUUCGUGUCCCCCGGCCAGUACGGCGUGGUUGUCAGCAACCCAUACACCCGCAGGAUCACGGGCAACUUUGUCUCAGGCUGCACCGACGGUCCCAGCUACGAGCCAUACACCUCUGACUCCUACGAGGACCAGAACUACUCCGGCAUGUCGUGGGUCGCAGGCCCCAUCAGGCUGUGCAACAGCACCUCCUACCCCAUCCCCUACUGUGUCGGAACUGGCAAGCACACCUAA
This is a messenger RNA of Diaporthe batatas, 762 nucleotides long. RefSeq lists its product as uncharacterized. The transcript has a single exon. Bases 1 to 762 code for a protein of 253 amino acids. Lineage: Eukaryota; Fungi; Ascomycota; Sordariomycetes; Diaporthales; Diaporthaceae. The record is from RefSeq and is a predicted model, not a curated record.